Molecule: messenger RNA, 635 nt
Organism: Daphnia pulex (common water flea)
Lineage: Eukaryota; Metazoa; Arthropoda; Branchiopoda; Diplostraca; Daphniidae
Gene: galla-2
Product: cytosolic iron-sulfur assembly component 2B-like
Exons: 3
Coding region: 123-599 (158 amino acids)
Biological process (GO): iron-sulfur cluster assembly
Cellular component (GO): cytosolic [4Fe-4S] assembly targeting complex
Source: RefSeq, a predicted model, not a curated record
UUUAUCGGUAUCGCUAGAUGCCGUUACUAGUUCUGUUUACUUGUAGUUAUUCGCAUGUUAUUCGUUUCGCGAUUGCGUUCGUUAUUAGUCGGAUAAACUUGUCAAAGUGUUGAAUUGUAAGAAUGACUUCCAAAGGGAUCGAAAAUGUGAAUCCACAGUUAUUUACGAAGAAGACAAAAAGAGAAAUAACAAGUGAAGAAGAAGAUGAAUCAGUAGAGGAUCCCAUAGAUGAGAGGGAAAUAUUCGAUUUGCUAAGGGAUAUCAAUGAUCCUGAGCAUCCUAUGUCACUUGAAGAACUGAAUGUUGUACAAAUCACGAAUAUAGAAGUUGAUGACAAAAAAAGCAGUGUUAAAGUCUUUUACACUCCAACAAUCCCUCAUUGCAGCAUGGCAACUUUAAUAGGACUGUCCAUCAAAGUGUGUCUUCUCAGGUCUCUACCACCUAGGUUCAAAGUUGAAGUAAACAUUUCCCCAGGUUCACAUGCUUCAGAGGAAGCUGUUAAUAAACAGCUAGCUGACAAAGAAAGAGUCUCAGCCGCUUUGGAAAACAGCAAUCUACUUGAAGUUGUUAAUCAAUGCUUAGUAAAAAGUUUGGAAUAAUAACCAUUUGAUCAAUACAUUAUGGAUGAAAAUGCA